This is a messenger RNA of Amoebophrya sp. A25, 694 nucleotides long. The record is from the annotation of a GenBank genome assembly. Lineage: Eukaryota; Dinophyceae; Syndiniales; Amoebophryaceae.
CAUAGUGCCACCAGUCUUUGAACUGUAUUCAGAGGACUACUCAUCCUUUACGACUAGACGAACAGCGGACCUCCACUCGCAAACCGUUCAAAUCAGACGCUAAAAAAUGUCUCCUCUUCAAAUAUGUCACUUUGCUCAAAUCGCGGUUUUCAUUGGUUUAUAUUUCUUGGCAACGGUGCAAAACCCGGAUGAAUUAUGGUUACGUCGUGGAACAGUCGGGCACCGGUGGGGCAUCCCGAGUCUACAUGCUACCACGGAUGAGGCGGAGCAGGUUGCAAGUGGCAAAGGAAGGAAUGUUGUGCAAGAAGUAGAAAGUGGAGGUGGCGCGGGCUAUGAAGGAAGUUAGGAUUGAGGCACAGUCUUCUGUUGACUGACGCUCGGGUACUAAGGUUCUAGAAGGACAUGUUUUUGUCUCAUAUUCACCUCGAAGUAGAACCUCAACCCGUCAGAUUUAAGAAUACCCCUCUUCUAAGUAUGCGAUCGAACAGCAAGACCGACUGACAGCCCUCCGACUUUGUCACUCUUCUUGCAGAUAUCCAGAAGAGGAGCGGGAAAACGCAACUUGUCCUUGCAUCUGCCUUUGUACGAUUUCAAGAGCAUUACGAGGGCACAGACAGUCGCUUCCGGCACAAAUUUUCAACCGGUUCAGCGGCCUGAACAUCCCGCUAGAACCAAGGAGCAGAUCUUGAAUUGA